Molecule: messenger RNA, 2599 nt
Organism: Mercenaria mercenaria
Lineage: Eukaryota; Metazoa; Mollusca; Bivalvia; Venerida; Veneridae
Exons: 2
Coding region: 137-682 (181 amino acids)
Cellular component (GO): intracellular anatomical structure
Source: RefSeq, a predicted model, not a curated record
UUUAAAGUACUUCUUUAAGCCUUUUUUUCAUGCUCUGUUAACAUGAACACUUUUCUACUGUAUAUGCUUCAUUUCUUUAUAGGAUAAAGAAUUGAAAAAGAACUGCUUUAAAGGAUACUGAAAGUUCGUUUCUAAAAUGUUUCGUUUCGGGCUUGUAGUGGUGUUAUUAAUAUAUGGAAUAAACGUUUGUAUCACAACACAUCAGGAUUGCACUAAAACUGGUUACAAUUUACCCGUUGAAAAGAGCUGUAAAGCAGACGACCAUGUCAAGACGCUAGGUCUUCAGCCGCUUGUGGAAGGCGGUUUUUACAGGGAGACCUAUAAAUCAGAACAUCUGUCAGUUAUUUAUUUCCUUCUCCCAUUUGAAACUUUCUCCGCAUGGCAUCGAGUUCGCCAUUCCGAUGAAGUGUGGAGUUUCCACGAUGGAUGUCCACUGGCAAUGCAUUUUAUUUACGUGAAUGAAACAUAUGAACGUAUUGAACUUGGCUCCGAUCGUUUCAGUGUUUCAAUACCAAAGGAUACAUGGCAAGCCGCAGAAACCAUCGGAGAUUGUCAUUCAUUGGUUGGCAAUGUAGUUGCCCCGCCGUUUAUAUGGCAGAAUUUCGAAAUGCCGCCUCUUGAUGAAUUAUUGAAACAGUUUCCAAAGCAUGAAGAAAUUCUCAGACGAUUUACAAGACAAUAACGACAAAUCCAUUUUUAAAAUCAUGGAUACACCAAUUGCUGUUUAAGUUUGUGGAUGACCGUUCUUAAUUAAAGUACUAUUUGCCUUGUAUACACGGAUGUGUUUACCUCAAGUUGUGCUGCUAGCAGCUGAAUGAUAUACUCGCAGAAAAAGGACCAUUCGACUAACCGCAACUAAAUAUACUUAAGUCCUCAACAUUUCCAAUGUGAAAUCCUGGACUGUAUUACGUGAAUAAUUGUCACACAAAAUAAAUAGUUCUAUACGCCGGAAAACACAUUUUAUUCAAUAUAAACCAUUUAAUCGAGUCAUAGAUAUGAUGGAGCAGAUAGGCUUUAAAAAGCCUAUACUAUAUAGUUUUUGAAGAUGUUAGUGGUGUAUCAUUGUAGAAAAUGCAUGUAUUCUAUAAUCUUGAAUACUUGUUAAAGGUUUAUCAUGGUUGAAACAUAUUUCAUCAUUAUGUGUUUGAAGAUUUUACACUAUUAGUUUUACUUUUACUUUUUACGUUUUUACUUUUGAAGACUUUUUUAAAUAAAACAUGAAUAUAGAAUAAAUUUUCAUAUAACCAAAGCCUGAACCCGUAAGUAUAUUUUACCGUUAAGCCUGUUCAGGAACAACUCUGACAUACAUGACUAUGGCUAUAUUUUCUUGCGAAAACGUACUGAUGUAACGCUCGGCAAAACAAUGUUACACACGCAAACAGUAACAGAAUGACUCUUAUAUUAUUUUUUCAGCUUUCUCCAUUUUCGUUUCCUUGUGUUACAUUAACGGAUAAGACAUGUACAUUUCCAAAUAUGAAUCACACAAAUCUUAUUCAAGUAAAUUCAAGAAAAUUAUAAAGAAUGGCAGAAAACAAAAUUUAUAUGUUUCAGGUACUGAUGUACUGGUUUGAGGUACCUUUAUCAAACAUAAUAAUGUUUAUUACUCGCAUCUUCCUGUUGAUUUAAGAAAACAUUACAUGCCUUUCUUUAUUCGAUGCUUGGUCAUUCUUGUGAUUUAUGAAAGGAAUAAUCUAUAUAAACUUGAUACCGUUUUCAGCCCUUCUUUUGAAAACUCGCAUUUUAGAUUUGAAAAUAAGUACAUGCUAAAUUUUUACCACAUAUCAAAAUGAAAUUAGCAAUAAGUGAGCAAGGCAUUGAACAUGUUAAAGUACAUAGUUUGCUUUAAUAGAUCGGUCCUGUUUCGGUCGAAUGUAUUUUACAACCUAAAACUGUGUUGCGACAUAUUUCAUUUCAAAAUGUCAGGAUAACAUGUUCUCAUUAAUGUUUAUGUAAACGUAUGAAGAGUACAUAGUAUUAAGUAGAUCAAUUCCAAGUCAGUCGACCGUGUUUUAUAACCAGGGUAAGGAUGUCAUUAAACUGGGUGAUAUAAUUGUAUUGCGGCCUAUUUCAGUCGAAUAUGACCGAAUUUUACGAUAAUGAUAAUAUUAUAAUCAGUUCUUAAGCUUUUUUUUUUCAGAUAAAAAUGUUUAAUGUAGCUAUUGAUUUGGAAUCUGAACUUAAUGUCAGACAUAGAUGUAGCAACCGUAUUUGGAUUUAAAGAUGAUUUGACAUACGGCUGUAUUGUCAUAUCUUAAACAUCAUCAAGACUGCUUACACUGAACAGGAACUGACUACUCAGUGUAAUAUGUGAAGUUGUCCAAAAUUUUCUUCCAUAUUGUUGAUGAAAAUAGUUUAAUCGCUUUUAAAUUUCCAGCGUUUAUUUUAUAUAUAUUUUUUUUUGUUCAUUAAGAAAAUUGUUAUAUACGACUAAAUGUUAAACAGAAAUUUUCAUGACAGCAUUUUCAGAGGGUGUUGUUUUUCAAAACAGUUUGUUUUUGUUAUAUUGAACAUAACAUCUCAUGAUUUUAUUUUUACUUUCGAAAAAAAAAAAGAAAUAUUAUACUAACUGGCACUAUAUGCUUUUUAUAUCAUUGAAAUG